GCGGGGCCGCGGGCGGCACGGGGACCCGACUCGGUACCACCCGGGACCUCGUCACCAACCGGUAUCCAGAGACCCACUCACCGGGUACCAGGAACUCACUCACCGGGUACCAGGAACUCACUCACCGGGUACCAGGAACUCACUCACCAGGGACCAGGGACCCACUCACCCGGGCACCAGGGACCCACUCACCCGGGACCAGGGACGCAUCGGGUACCAGGGACCCACUGAACCUGAAGACGCGUGGACCCACUCAUCAGGGCCAAGAGAUUAACUCACCCGGGACCAGGGACCCACUCACCGGGUACCAGAGAUUAACUCACCCGGGACUAGGGACCCACUCACCCUCAAGAAGCGGGGACCCACUCACCAGGGACCCACACGCAGCCUCUGGGUUACAGAGACCCCGACAGCGGGACCCAAUCAGCCACCACCACCACCACCUGGAGUCGAUGGCUCACAGAGCGGGGACCCCCACGCGCGUGUCGGGGACUUGCCCAGCGGAGUGCGGCGGCGUCAGCGUGCGAGCCAUGGGCAGGCGCGAACCGUCGGUGAGAGGUCCACUGGCCCACCUCGCCCACGUCGUCCACCUCUUCAUCAUCAUCAUCCUCCUCCUCGUCCUCCCCCUGGUCCCGACCUGCUCGGCACAGGGCGCCUCCUCCACCAGAACGGUCUCCGUGGAAGCUGCACUGAACGUGUCGCUGCUCAACUGCGGCCCCUCCGAUGCCCUCCGCCUCGGCCACAAAUCCUGCCUCGUGUGCGAGGACUCCGAUGGGCCCAUCAACUCCACGGUCACGUGGACGAGGAACAAUCAAGUCGUGGCGACGACCGACGCCGUGGUCUGUCUCGUGGUGACCCAGGCGGACGAGGGAGUCGUCUUCAAAUGCUCCACGGGGACUCGGACGGGGCAGCGGCGUCUCGCGAUCACCGUUGACCCGUGCGAGAUCCCCCUGCCGUCGGAGCAGACGGUUCAGUCAACGCUGCGCACAGACGUGACCCUCACCUGCAACAUCUACAGCCGCCCUCAACUGUCUCCAGGAGAGGUGCAGUGGUGGGUCGGGGACGGCUGCAGCGAGGCGCUGUCCACCAGCGAGGGUCGCUACUCGGUGUCGUGGAGACCCGACUCCUACUCGCUCUCCAUCACGCGCGCCACGGACACGGACUCGGGGCUCUACUGCUGCGUGAUCAACGCCACCUCCGGCACGCCCUGCCAGCAGACAUUCGUCCUCGUCGUGAAGGGUGAACCUCUGCCCAUUGGCGCCAUCGUGGCCGCCUUCGUGGUGCUGGGGGUGACGCUGCUGCUGAUUGCGUACGCACACCGAGACCGCGUCUUCACGCCUCUGCUGCAGCUCAGCUGCUGUCUCAGCUGCGCGGCACCCACGGAAGACGAGGCCACGCGGGAGUCGUGACGGCAUCACGGGGAUGCGCUGAAGCGACAAGCCGCGUUGAUGUUGUCGGUCGCGUCGCGUCCGGGACUUCGCUCGGGAAUUCUCGGCGAUAUGAACCGUGACGGGUCUCUGCACACAGGCACUUUGUAAUCAUUAUCAUCAUCAUUAUAAUAAUAAUUAUCGCAGUUGGGAACGCGUCACCGUGUGCCAUCCGUGACUGAGUUGACGCGAACCGGAGGAGCGGCUUGCGAGUUACCGGGGCAAUCUGUGAAAUUCUGCGUGGGCGCUUGCAGUCUAGGGCAAUCAUCAGGCGCGUGCGGUGUGUAUCGAGUUCGUGUCUGAACGCAGUCGCCCGGCGCUCGUGGAAAGGGGCGCGCGCCGCGUGCCGCUGUGGGAACUCGAGUUUGGGAACUCCCGUGCCCCACGUGGUUCCAGGUGGAGCCACGUGGUCUACGUGGAACCACGUGGUUCCAGGUGGAGCCACGUGGUCUACGUGAAACCACGUGGUUCCAGGUGGAGCCACGUGGUCUACGUGAAACCACGUGAUUCCAAGUGGAGUCAGGUGGCACCACGUGGAUCUAGUUAGAGACAAGCGAGGUGCUGGCUUCUAUCGCGCCUUGUUCCCGUGCUGCUGUCGAGACCGCGUCGGUAAUAAAGCAACGUGCGAGUGAAGUGCCUCUCCGCCUCCCUACUCGUGCGAUGCCCAUGCUGGUGCCAGGUGGGAUGGGGUAGUGACGAUGAUUGUGCCCGUAGCCACACUGCCGGUGGGGGUGGUGAUCGAUGAUGAUGAUGGCGGUGGGAGUGAUUGUGAGGGUGGUGCUCUUGCCGACAGCGAU
This is a messenger RNA of Lethenteron reissneri (Far Eastern brook lamprey), 2224 nucleotides long. RefSeq lists its product as uncharacterized. The record is from RefSeq and is a predicted model, not a curated record. Lineage: Eukaryota; Metazoa; Chordata; Hyperoartia; Petromyzontiformes; Petromyzontidae.